Molecule: messenger RNA, 1941 nt
Organism: Owenia fusiformis
Lineage: Eukaryota; Metazoa; Annelida; Polychaeta; Sabellida; Oweniidae
Source: the annotation of a GenBank genome assembly
CGUAGGUUGGUAGAUUAAGUGGAGAUAGGGAGUAGUGGAUGUGUAAUUAUUUCAUUUGACCAGCACAUGUCAUGAUGAAGGUUGUAGUUUUAGUCGUAUUGUCCCUAGGGUCACUUAUUCAGGGGGAUAGGAUUGUAUCAACUAGAAAUGGAAAAGUAAAGGGAUUCACGGAUAAUGUCUAUGGAACAAAUGUUGAAACAUUUUUAGGUAUUCCUUAUGCUGAGCCCCCUACUGGAAAUACAAGAUUUGCCCCAACUGUUGCCAAGGGAAACUGGACAAAUACACUGGAUGCUAACAAAUACAGUGCAGCUUGCCCACAGAAACCUAACACUGUGUGGCUCAAUGAACAUUUACCAGGUUUUUCAAACUUCAAUGAGGACUGUCUCUACCUGAAUGUAUUCACUCCAGCUAACAAAUGGAAUGGUCCGCUGAUGGGUGUACUUGUGUAUAUACAUGGAGGGUCAUGGUUUGAAGGGACAUCUGAAAUGUACAAUGCAGGAGGUCUUGCCAGAAAAGGUGUUGUGGUGGUCACAAUUAACUACAGAAUUGGCGCUCUAGGCUGGAUGACCACAGAGGAAAGUGAUUACCCAGGUAAUAUGGGAAUGCUUGACCAACAGAUGGCGCUGAGGUGGGUGCAGAAUAACAUAGCAUUGUUCUGGGGAGACCCAACCAAAGUGACGCUAAAUGGACAUAGUGUGGGAGGCGCAUCCACACAGUAUCACAUGAUGAUGCCUGCCUCAAAAGGACUCUUCAAUAAUGUGAUAUCAAGUGAUGGAGUUGCUUCGUUCUCUUGGCAAAAUGAUGCUCCUGGAGACCAAAGGCGCUACAUGAUUGCCUUGGCAACAACCCUCAACUGUAGCACAACCAGCAACCAAGUAAUUGUUGAUUGCCUCAGGACCAAAGAUGCACAAACCAUAGCAACUAUCUCCAUACAAGGGGUGCCAUCUGACCUGUCACCAUGGCGACCAGUUGUGGAUGGAACCAUCUUGCCUAAGCCUACAACAGAGCUGUGGACAAGUGGAGACAUUCGCAAAGUGAACCAUAUGAUAACAUCUGAGAGAAACAUUGCUAGUGAUCAGAUUGGUCGGAUCCCUGGUGUUGAAAAUGGCAUAUCAGAGGCCACAUUCAGAGCUAUAAUGAUGGGCUAUGGUGAGAUGUUCUUCCCCAAAGACAAAGUUCCAGCAAUCAUAGAGAUGGCAAUAUUCCAUUACAAUAACUGGCAAGAACCCAAAACCCCUGCUACAUUUAGAACUAUGCUCAGAGAUAUCUUAGGAGAUUUCUUGACAACAAUGAGUAACACACGUGUGAGAAGAACAUACCAAGGACGAAUAAAUAAUACUGCAGCGAAUCUCUACUCAGUUUACUAUGGAUACAGGACAGAAAACAGCCCUUAUCCAGCAUGGUGGGGCACCCAGCAUUCAGCCAGUACUUUCUACAUAUUUGGAGACCCUUACAAUAAUUCUGUGAUUUACCAGCCUUCAAACAAGCCGAGUCCUGUAACAAUCACCUUCACCCAGCGAGACAAAACCAUGUGCGAUAAAGUACAAGCUCUUUGGGUGAACUUCAUAAACACUGGGAACCCUACCAUCAACUCGAUAGGUGGCGUAACACUACCAGGAUUUGGCUCUCAAGAAAACUAUUUGGACAUUGAUGAAACUGGAAAUAUGGCCGCAAAAAUGAAAUGGAGGAACAAAUACUUUGAGUUCUUCAAUUCUCAUUUACCAAAUAUGUUCAAGUUUAUAAAUGCACCAACAACUUGUCCAGUUGCACCAACACCAACAAGUUCUGCUGCAUCCACCCUCAGUUCUAUAAUCUUAACAGUUUCUGCUCUGUUGGCAUACACAGCAUAAUGUUUAUAUUUUUUACCUACAACCUUGAUUUUAUCUAAGUGUAUAUGUAGUCCAUAAUACACCAGGAGAGAAUAGGCAAAUGACAAGAGGU